AUGUAUGAUGGAAACAAUUCCUUUGAUAAUCAAAGUAAGGACAAAUCUAUUUCAAUAUCACCUCGAGGAUCUCAGUCAUCGCCUAUAACUGCUCUUGCUUGGCAUCCUUUACCGCAGUACGAAAACAUCCUUGCCUAUGGGACCGAGUCCGGUUGUGUGGAGAUUGUCGAUAUUAACAAGCUACAAAAAAUGCAGAAUCAAAAGCCGAAACCACAGUUGUACGCGUUUGGUUCGACCGUCUACCGAGUUGCUUGGGGGCCUGUGGUAUUUACGGGUUCACAUCACAAAAAUGAACAGAUAGAAACUAAAAGUCAUUCGGAACCUGAUAAUUCUGCAGUCUUAUCAAAUACAACUGUGGAGGAAAAUGUAAAAUGCAAUACAGAGUCCGGGGUUAAAUUUCCUUUCUAUGUUUACAGUGUAAGUAAAGGAAAAAUCCACUGUCAUUUUGGAGGCGGUCGCCCUCCAGUUGAAGUUAGCAUGAAGUUUCCUUCUCCUCCAAAUACCACUGAGGAAGAUUGGAAAACCCUGAUUCGUAGUGAUAUAGCAUUCCGCCCUGUUAGUAAAACUAAACAGUUAUCAGGCGAUCCAGUUCCUGAUACCUUCGAUUACUUGAUAGGUGUGGGCUAUCGUUCAGGUCAAGUUGAUGUUUAUGGUUUAUCAAAUUCGAAACUGUCGAAUAACCUGUUCUUUGUUUGUCGUAUUGUGAGUCAUUCUAAGUGUGUCAAUUGUUUAGCUUGGUCAUGGGACUAUUACUGGCUCGCUAUUGCGUCAAACGAAUCUUUUAUAACUGUUACUGAUCUCAAGAUACAACUAUUUAAUGCUCUCAACCAAGAACAACAUCUCAAACCUGUUCAGCUGUCUACUUGUUUGGCACGAUUAGAAGGUCAUUUCAACAGAAUCACCUGUUUAGACUGGUCCCCACAUGAUCCUUUCCUCUUACUGUCCUCUUCUUUCGAUGGUACAGCUAAUGUUUGGCGAGUUCAUGUUAAUAAUAUUGAAAACGAUACUCUAUCAAUAUCUAAUUUUCGCGCACACAGAUUACGUCUUUUUACAUGUUUAUGGAGUCGUCAAGAACCUGAUCUUGCCUUUAGCGGUGGAGAGUUAUGUCUUCUAUUCGGUUGGCGACCCUCUGAACAAAUCCAUAGCCAACCACCCCAUAGUCGCCGACAUCGACCACCAACUAUCAAAAGACUUGUAAAUAGUGAUCAGGAAGAACUAUGUAAUGGUGGUAUUUUGGGCGAAUCUCUUCAGUUGGAAGCAAAUUCUUUUAUUAAUUCCGAAGCUCUGAAAGAAAAAUCAAACAAAGAAAUAAUGUUAAAUAAUGAUGAUAGAGUUAUCAGGGCUUCUCACAAGGAAAAAUCCGUUCUAUCUCAGAAUUCCUCUAGGAAAAUCAAUUCUACUGGGACGGCAGAAAAAAGAAAACGACCUGCUCUUUUUCCUAACCUAUUUCAGUUCAGUAUCAAUAAACAAUGUGAGCUUAACUUCUAUCAUUCUCCGCCUUUUAAUAUGGGAACGUUUCUUUCACACAUUUUAAGUGUCUCUGACUUCAUAACUGAAAAAGUGGAUGACGAGAGACUGCCAACUGAUUUGUUGAUUCUCUUACCAGAAGUUAGCGUAACCAGAACAUGUCUUUUAAAGUAUUUAAAAAUGGAAGCAUCUCAUCAUUUAAAGUUAUUUCAUCUCGGUCAACGACCAAACAGUUUAGUUCAUUUAGAUGCCUAUUGCAUCAUACUUUUAUGGAUAGGUUGUAUAUCUAGUAUCCCACCUGUUAUGUCAACAGAAUGUCACAUGCCUUUUUGGCUAUUAUAUGCAAUUCAACUAGCUCAAUCAACUCUUGCAUAUCCUGGAAGCUACAAUAAGUUAACCGUAUCAAAAGAAAAUCCUGUCGUGGACAUUGACUUGCUUGGUGAAAAGAUUAGGGAUAUGCAAACUGCUAGUCCUGAUAUUCUUGUGUCUGUUACACUUCUGGUAUGCGCACACCGUGUCCAAGAAGCGGUUGAAUUAUUGUUAAGUUAUGACAGAGUUAAAGAAGCUUUAGUUCUUGCUCGUUUACGUUUGAAUCCGUCCGAAUCUUGGAAAUAUGCAGAGAAAUGUAUUACACGACUUAUUGAGCGUUCUUGUUCAAAUGAAAAGUCGUUCUUUUUUAUUAUAUACAAUAUUGGAAAGAAGGAAUGGCUGAAUGCCACUAAUAUGGUUCACCGUGAAGUUGAAGUUUCCAACUUGCGACCUGGUAAAGAAAUUGAACAACUUUCGUGGUGUUGGAUUGGUAUUAGUCUUUUACUUAAUACAUCAUCCUUGGAUUAUUUGUCAAGCGAAUGUCUUCGUUUAGCUUCAAUGUGUUUAACGGUUGGCUUUAAGCUAUUUCCUACGGAAGCAAUAUUCCUUGAACGUUGGCUUGAUGCUUUUUCACGUCUUCUGUCGUCUGAGACAACAUCUUGCUCCGGUUUGAUUGGCAGUUUAUUAUUGUUAGAUAUUGGCCAGAUGACUUCUUUUCUUAUGGCUAAUUAUCAUCAAGAGGAAUCUGACAUAUCAACAAUACCAUACGAAAAUCAUAGUGAUAACUGGAUGAAAUACAUAAAUCCCGAUUGUAUAACAUGUUUGGACCGGUUAGUUUCAGAUCGUCAACCGUCUUCAUUAUGGGAAGUUUGUUUAACAAAUUUCUGUGUAGACUUUCUUUUGUUCUACUUAGUGCAUAAUCAUGUUCCUCCAACUAAAUUACCAUCGGAUAAUUCACUGACAAUUUAUAUUGAUCGAUAUGAGUCUAGUCGGAAAUCAUGCGAGUAUAUCAAACCAAAAGAAACAACUUAUUUAAUCAGUCAUUUAUUUUCAACUUAUCAACAGGUUUUGGUGAAAAAUUACUCCACUUCGGAUAACAAGUUAUGUUUUUCUCCUUCAGAUAGUGUGUAA
Schistosoma haematobium is the source of this 2907-nucleotide messenger RNA. It is a transcript of the gene GEMIN5, whose product is annotated as Gem-associated protein 5. The transcript has 2 exons. The coding region runs from base 1 to 2907 and encodes 968 amino acids. The record is from RefSeq and is a predicted model, not a curated record. Gene Ontology annotation, molecular function: protein binding. NCBI's taxonomy places the organism in Eukaryota, Metazoa, Platyhelminthes, Trematoda, Strigeidida, Schistosomatidae.